UGAGGAGGUAUCCUUAGAAGAAGCAAACAAAAUGAGGGAGAAAGGGAAGAGGGAACGAAGUGAGGCAGAUGAGGAACACCAGAGCCAGGUCACGACCCUUCAGAACACGCUACAAGCUCUCAAGAAUGAGAAUAACCAGCUGAGAGAGACCGUGGACCGAUUGCAGGGGUCUUUAGACAAGGAAAAGACAACAUCUCGGGAGCUCAGCACAACGCUCAAUGCGGAAAAGCAUCAACAGCAUUUGAUCAAGAGUCGACUAACAGAGGUUGAACAGCAGUGUCACGUCAAAUUAACGGCAGCCCAAGCGGAGGCAGCACAGGUUCGCAAAGUCAAGGAACAGGAAGCAGCAUCGGCCGCUAAACGAAUUGAGGAGCUCAUGAGUACCCUAGAGGAAGAAAGAGCAGCACUCCUUCGCUUCAAGGAAAGAGCUGCGGCCAAGGAGACAGAGCUCGAGAGAAGAAUAUUAGACCAGAGGCAGUCGCAGCUUACAAAUUCUCACCAGCUGGUUCAACAAAAUGCCCAGCUUUUAGAGCGAAUAAAGAGCCUGGAAGCCACCAUAAGCAGUCUGGAGGGGAAAAGUGAUGGCCGGGUCCAAGAGCUCGAGCUGUCUUUGCAGAACACCGUUGAAAAACUACAUAGGGAGGAAAGGGAGAAGGCUGUGCUCAAUGCUCGUGUCACAACCCUGGAGAGCCUUGAGUCCUUGCUAAAGCGGGAGAAGGAAGAGAGCUCUAGCCUGCGAGAGGAGCUCCACCGGCACGAGGCUGAGGGGCAGAGAGUGGGGAGUCUUAACAAGGACAUGCAGAGGCAGAUACAGGAAUUGAAGGCCAAAGUGGCCGAGGUCCAGAGCCAAGAAGAAUCCCUCAGGACAAAAAUGGACAAGGAUACCGUAAAAUGGGAUCAACAGCUAUCAGACCAAAGGAUCAGCCACCAAGAGGAACUGGACCAUUUAAGAGCGAGGAUAACCGCACUGCAGACGCAACUGAACGACAAGAACAAGAGUUACCUGGAGGAAUGCAGUCACCUGAAGCAGAAAGUACGUACCUACGGCAAACUGAUCAAGAAGCUGCGUUACAAGCUUGAGGUGGAAGAGGUGCAAUUGGAGCGACUGGAGGCUCAAAGGGCUGCUUUGCAGGAUAACGUCCCGUCGCAUGUCCACAGGCGACUCCAAAACCAGCUGCAGGACAUCACCCGGAAGCAUAAUGAGUUCGCAGCUUUCAUUCGCGGUUUGAGUGAAUUUCAGUCUGCUUUGCCACAGUUAAACGAACUGACGAGCUGCAUGGGUGCAGUGGGGCAGAAGCUGAGUGAACUGGAGGAGGACCAGCUGCACUGCCUCUCCGAGCUUGAAUCCCUGUGACAGAACCUGAAGACUCCCUCGUCGCCGGAGGUGCUCUCACGUUCAGGUGGUUCCUGAGCCUUUGGGGAGCACUUGAGGUUGAGCGAUGCUUUAGGCAAUGAAUAUUGGAAUUCCUUCAAGCCUUUUUGUCUUUUUGUUUAUAUGUUUCAAUCCUCUGUGAUAUUUUACUGAUUGAAGAUUUUAAUCUCCCGGUGGUACGGUUGAAUCAUGAAGAUUAUAGUUCCUUUAUCAUCACUGAUGAAUCACUUUCAGUUUUUAUUGAGUAAAAGAAUAUUUUGUAAGAAAGUGUUCCUGUUAUAUUACUCAGGGUUUUUUAUUUACUAAUGAAGUCUGUUCAAGAAUUAUUUUAAAAAGCCAGAUCUGAAUACAAAGGCAUACAGCAGGCACCUAUAUCAAAAAUAAGCUUGAAGUAGUUAGCUGAACCAAAGAUACUCCUAACCCUUAAAUAGCAGGAGGCAUAAUAUUACUUCCUCUCCUUGCUGGGAAGAAUGGGUUCAGGGCUCAAUGGAGGGUGGAAUUUUGCUUGCCUACGAGAAAAACUUCACUCCACUAUGCCUACAUUAUUGGUUAAUGAGGUGAUGUAAAUGAACCUUUUUUUGUAACACUGAUGUAGCUUAAAUGGUAGUACAUGUAUUUUUCUACUCUGUUGGCCCAUAAUCAAGCAGCUGAAGCAUUAAAUAGCCAUCUCCAUCACUUACUGGGUAGCUACAAGGAAAACUUCAGUGCUAGAUUAUUUUGUGUGAUGAAAAUAAACAAUAUUUUUGAGCUAAUGUACUGAAAUACAUA
Messenger RNA from Penaeus vannamei (Pacific white shrimp), 2140 nucleotides. NCBI's taxonomy places the organism in Eukaryota, Metazoa, Arthropoda, Malacostraca, Decapoda, Penaeidae. The record is from RefSeq and is a predicted model, not a curated record.